Messenger RNA from Ziziphus jujuba (common jujube), 933 nucleotides. RefSeq names its product F-box/kelch-repeat protein At3g23880. The transcript has a single exon. Bases 1 to 933 code for a protein of 310 amino acids. NCBI's taxonomy places the organism in Eukaryota, Viridiplantae, Streptophyta, Magnoliopsida, Rosales, Rhamnaceae. The record is from RefSeq and is a predicted model, not a curated record.
AUGGUCAUCGUCAAUGGUGAUGAAACUCGCAUAUUUUCUUCUUACAAUGAUCUCGAGCAUCAAAGUCGGGCUCCGUAUCCAAGCCACCGUCGAGGGCAUGUUGGUAAUUACAGAUCGUAUGAAUUUUGCCGUUGCCGCUGCUUGUGUUGUUGCGAGUGCGGUUUGAUGCUUGUUAAUUAUACAGACAGCAAUGUUUAUGCCAUGUGGAACCCUGCAACCGGAGAGGAAAAGCUUAUCCCAAAUCAUCAAAAUCAACGUCAAUUUGAAGUUUGUGGAAUUGGGUUUGAUUCCAAAAACAAUGAGUACAAGCCCUUCUUCGCUUAUUCUUUAAGUGAGAGAAUGGAAAUUGAGAUGUACAGCUUCAAAACUAACCAGUGGAGGAAUCUCGUAUACCCACCCGAUUCGGAGUCGGAAUUAGGAAUUGAUUUUCUCUAUGGAUAUAGAUGGAUUGUAUACGCCAAUGGGAUUGCACAUUGGGUAGGAUACAUUAGUCAUGAUUUUUUUGAUAAACUUAUCAUAAUUUCGUUUGACAUGGGUAGUGACAAGAUUAUAACCACACCUUUUCCUAAUGAUGUUGUUUUUAGCUAUCAUGUGGUUUUCAAUGAAUCCCUUGCUCUUGUUAAUUAUCGUGGCCCAGGAAGUUGUAAUUUUGAUAUUUGGGUAUUGGGUGAAUAUGGUAACAAGGAUUCAUGGAGUAUGUUAUUCACUAUUCCAACUCUGCAACCCCUGCAAGAUAUUAGUAGAAUUGAGAGUUUUUGGAGCGAAACCACGAUACUUGUUUUGUGUCAGGAGGAGGAGAAUGAUGGGGAUGAGAAAGCUAAGCUAUUUCUGUAUGACACGCUUACCCAACAAGCAUUGGAUCUUCAUAUCGGAGGAAUAAAUACAAGGGUGAUGACCUGCCCAAAGACAUUACUUCCGAUAGUCUCCCAGUGA